AGGAAGUCAACAUCUCUGAAUAGUUCAGCAUUCUAUCACACAGUAAUUCUCCUGCGUGGGCGUUCUCUGAUCAUCCCCUUCAGCUAAAGACAGGUGCGCAGACUCAGCUCUGAAGGGAAGCAGCAGAAGCCAACUCACACAGCCAGAGGACUCAGAGAGAAAAUGAGAGGACGGUUCAAGCGUAGAGAGAGAGAGGAUGAAGCUGCUGGGCUCUCUCCUCUCCCAGGCCAAACCACGGCGGGCUUCACCGAGAUACACUCACCUGUUCCGGGUUCAACUUGCCAGGAUUUGGGCGGUGGUAAAAAAGGUGCAAGAUGUUCCCCCUAUGAUAGUGAAAAAGUCUAUCUGGGAGUCCGCGUCAAAUUGCCAGUAAGGGAUCUUCUGAGGAACAUCCGAUUGGCUCAAGGCCGGGAUCCUGAAGAUAUUCAGGAGAUGUACAGAGAAACAGUCAUAGGAGAAAAGAAACGAGUCAAAACUCGCACAGGACGACGAACUGCCAAGAGAAAACGCCCCACAAAGAGCCUGGAGGAGUUGGCAAUUAUCGUGGAGGUUCUGGAGGAGGAUCUCAGGACUGGAAACACCUACAGCUCCUCUCCUUGGUCUAUACCCUCCCCAAGCUCUGCUGUGUCUCUUGAGGGGUCUCCAACCGGUGCAGGAUACAACAGUGACGAGUCCGAUGAAAUGAUCCCCAGCCCUCAGUCCUGCAUGAGCUACUCCCCCUGCUCGGCAGAAUACCAGCAGGCCCUGUCCCCUCCUGCCUUCAUGUACACCAGCCCCCAGCCCCUCAGCGCAGGUCACAUGGGACGAGACGGAGGGAGUGGGGAAGGCUGGUUUGAUGCCCUGAACCAGGACUGGAACCUGGACAGCUCGGCUUUCUUCUUCACACAGCUGCAGAAAGAGGAGAGUCAGCUGAGACACAUCACUGACUCUGUGCUGCUGUCCACCGAUGAGCAGGGCAGGACAGCGCUCCAUAAAGUGGCGUGUGUCGGGAAGAGGGCGCUGGGAUACGCCAUCGCCAAGAGGAUGGCUGCACUGAACAGGCUGGACCUCAAAGACUCUGAGGGGAUGACUGCUCUCCUCCACGCGGCACAGCACAACCAUCACCUGAUGGUCGCAGAUCUGAUCCGAUUAGGGGCCAACGUGAACGAGACGAACAACUCAGGAAAGUCGUGCCUCCACCUCAGUGCUGAGAAAGGCUACGUCAGAGUCCUGGAGGUCCUCAAAAACACGAUGAUGGAUGGCGUGUACGUUGACGUUGAAGCUGCUGAUAACUCUGGUAUGAGUGUCCUGCAGUGUGCCUCGGUGGCUCUGAAAGCGACAGUGCGAGACCUGGAGACCAGCACAUCUCCAAACUACACCAGGCUGCACAGGCUGCACCAGGAGCAGAUGAUGGAGACCCUGGAGUGUCUGCUGCAGAUGGGCAGCUACCUUCAUACCAUGGGGAGUCAGAGUCUGCAGCCCAGGUUCGCCUGACCCACGUGGUACAUCGGCCCGGCAGGGCUUUUCGGAAACCGACAGUAAUGUUCUGUGUUGAUUCCGGCCUGAUCUUGUCACAAAGAGAGACCAUAGUUAGAGUUUCUGCUCUUUGUAAGCACGAGUUCAGGCCUGUUAUGUAAAGCAUCUGAGGUUCUGUGUGUGGUGAAAAUGCCUGACUUGCAAUCAGGUGUUUUCUUGAAGCCUGCACAGAAGCAUCAGGUGCCCAUUAGGUGGUUUCUGUGAAACUUCCAUUGUUUGUUACAUUACAGUAACAAGUUGUCCUCAGUCAGUGUGUCUGUUGAGAUCCAGAUGUUAAGCCUAACGUGUGUAACUGUAUAGAAACUUUUUGGCUCUUUGUGCCGAUUUUAAGGGUCCAGUUUGUUUUUAAAAGCAGGAACCCAAAUACAGACUGUCUAGUGGGACUUUUCCCAGGUUUAGUUGACAUAAAGUCACCAGUGCUACAGUUUGUAGUUCACUGACUGGUGAUUGGCAUGUGAAUCUGGCACUUUGAUAAAUGUUGUUACAUCACUUUUGAAUAAAGAUCCUUUUCUUGUAAGAAAAGGACAUUUCCCUCCUAACUGUAGAUUUUGACUCCCAGGAUUGACACGUUGGAUCUCUGUAAAGACUUUAGUACUAGAGGACAUUAAACCGUUUAGUAAGCAUUGUGUGGUGAUGGGGAGUAAAGCUACGUUUUUAGCAUUGUGCAUAUUAAAAAUGUUAAGACUCAUCUACAAAUGUUAACUUUAUCCUAAACUUUUUGUGUUCUGUGAAGCAUGAGGCAUUUUAACAUGUGUUGAGCCUUGCCAGUUGCAGGAAUCAGGAAGUUUAUAGAUGAACCUUUGGCAAAGAGAUGGCUGACACUUUUCUCUUUGCUUGUAAUAAAAUGAAAAAUGUAACUAUUGCACAAAUAAUGGACUUUAUUUUACUCUGUAAUAUGAUGAGAUUUUGAACUAUAAAAUGACUUGUUCAUCCUUUGUAUACGCUCAAAAUAACUUUUACAUUCAUACCUGUAUUACUCCUGAUCCUCAUAUAUCCUGGUGUCAAUCGUAUGUCAAUGUCAAGUGUUUUGCUUUUUGCAAACAUAAAAACACACUUUUUAACUUUGUUUUCACAAGUUUAUGUCAGUGUGAUAAAAUGUUGUCUGUCAAGCAGAUUAUUACUAAUCCAAGUAUUUGUAAUGUAUCAUAAUAAUCACUGGUGGAGGGUGUUGGUUUGUCAAUAUCCCAUUUUAAAGCAUCUGUAACUAUUUGUUCAUUUGACUCUUCAUGAGAUCAAUAAAAUUCUGGAUUUUAGCAAA
Messenger RNA from Notolabrus celidotus (New Zealand spotty), 2773 nucleotides. RefSeq lists its product as uncharacterized. Gene Ontology annotation, molecular function: POU domain binding; DNA binding. NCBI's taxonomy places the organism in Eukaryota, Metazoa, Chordata, Actinopteri, Labriformes, Labridae. Gene Ontology annotation, cellular component: nucleus. Bases 163 to 1473 code for a protein of 436 amino acids. The record is from RefSeq and is a predicted model, not a curated record. Gene Ontology annotation, biological process: regulation of gene expression. The transcript has 13 exons.